Messenger RNA from Nomascus leucogenys (northern white-cheeked gibbon), 842 nucleotides. RefSeq names its product proline-rich receptor-like protein kinase PERK10. NCBI's taxonomy places the organism in Eukaryota, Metazoa, Chordata, Mammalia, Primates, Hylobatidae. The record is from RefSeq and is a predicted model, not a curated record.
CCUUACAGGGAAGUUAAUGAGGCACUAAAGAAGGCUCAGGAGACAGGGAGAACCUCUGUCAAGAAGAGGCUCCUAGACUGGUUCUGCCUCUGACUUGCUGGGGGUCCUUGAGAAAGCUGCUUCCCCUCUUUGGCCUCAGUUUCCUCAGCUGAGAAAUGGGGGGCCAGCCAAAUGGUCUAAGGUUCUAGGAACCUCUAAGUCAGAGCCUGUAGCUGGUGCUAAGGAUGAGGGAGAGGCCCUCAGGGUCAGCCGAAUGCCUGAGAGUCAGGACAGGCCCAAAGGCAGGGUGGCGGCUGCUCCCCAUGGCCAGGAGUCCAGCCCAGCACCCACGUGAGUCCGCCUCAGUCCUGCUCAGUUGGGUCAUCCGCGCUCUUGGCCGUCUGCUCCCACCCACAGAGGGAGGGCUUUGGGGCGACCAGGUGAGCUGGCCCUUGUGGGAGGAUGUAACUACUCCUGAGCCUGGAGAGCCAGGCAGCCCCUCGCCAGCGUCCCCACCCCCACCUCUCCAGCCCCCCUCAUUCCCUGAUCUUCCCAUCCACUCCCCUGACCCAGCAGUUUCCUCUGCUCACUCUUUUCCUGCUCCCAGGCUCACCUGGUCACGUGUCCUUCACUCUCCUCUGAGUCUCCCUCUUUCCAAGCCGCCUCCACUCUACUUGACACACUCUCCCUUAAGACAUCAGAGUACACAGGCUCAAGUCCCUGCACCUCACCUUUACUCCCAGACAUGGGAGGGAGAUGACAUGAAGACCCAAAUGCCACUUGGCAAGAGAUCUGGGGUAGGCAAAGGGGCAGAUCUGAGGCUGUGGAAGCUCCAGGGGCUCCCUGCAGGAGGCCGCAUGUAA